Etheostoma cragini (Arkansas darter) is the source of this 8935-nucleotide messenger RNA. It is a transcript of the gene magi2a, whose product is annotated as membrane associated guanylate kinase, WW and PDZ domain containing 2a. Gene Ontology annotation, cellular component: cytoplasm; dendrite. NCBI's taxonomy places the organism in Eukaryota, Metazoa, Chordata, Actinopteri, Perciformes, Percidae. The transcript has 23 exons. Bases 206 to 5074 code for a protein of 1622 amino acids. Gene Ontology annotation, molecular function: beta-1 adrenergic receptor binding; signaling receptor complex adaptor activity; type II activin receptor binding. Gene Ontology annotation, biological process: signal transduction; receptor clustering. The record is from RefSeq and is a predicted model, not a curated record.
CAUCACAAGUUGAGCAGCUCCCAGUUGCAAAAGCAGACUGACGAUCCAGCUGCUGUGCGUGCGAGCGUGUGCGCCGACAUGGAUACAGUUGGCUUUUACUGUUGAAACUGGACACAUUACAGUGGCACGGUGACAGUGGAGGACUUCAAAGAGCGGUAAAACUUCUUCCACGGCCGCACUCAUGUGAUUUCCCCUUGUUUGAGCCAUGUCCAAGAGCCUGAGGAAGAGGAAGAACCACUGGACUAACAAAGUCCAUGAGAGUGUCCUUUGCAGAAAUGAGGAGGGGGAGCUGGGGCUGGAGUUGAAGGGCGGCGCAGAGAAUGGACUGUUCCCGGUUAUCGGCGAGCUUCUCCCGGGCAGAGCCGUCUGCCAAAGCGGCAAACUCUGCCAGGAUGAACUCCUCCUGGAAGUCAAUGAUACCCCAGUGGCUGGACUCACCACCAGGGACGUCCAUGCAGUGGUUAAACACAGCAAAGACCCCGUCCGAGUCAAGUGUGUUAAACAAGGGGGCGUGAUAGACAAGGACCUGCGCCACUACCUCAACCUGCGCUUUCAGAAAGGCUCGGUGGACCACGAGCUGCAGCAGAUCAUCCGGGACAACCUCUACCUCCGCACCGUCCCCUGCACAACCAGGCAGCCCAAGGAAGGAGAGGUCCCAGGGGUGGAUUAUAAUUUUGUGACCAUUGAUCGGUUUAUGGAAUUGGAGAAAAGUGGAGCCCUGCUAGAGAGCGGAACAUAUGAAGAUAACUUUUACGGCACCCCGAAGCCUCCGGCCGAGCCCAGCACUCUGCUGCUAAAUGUAACGGACCAGCUGCUGCCGGGCGCCAGACCCACCUCCGAGGGCAAGAGGAAGCGUAACAAGUCGGUCAGCAACAUGGAAAAAGCCAGCAUCGAGCCCCCUGAGGAGGAGGAGGAGGAGAGACCUGUUGUCAAUGGCAACGGUGUAGCUGUCACCCCAGAGUCGAGCGAACAUGGGGACAAGAGUACAGACGCUUCGGGGGACAUUGCCCCGCAGGGUACCCUGGCGGAGGCCCCACCUGAGGCGCCUAAAGACGACGGACAGUCCCCAAAAAUGACACUACCCAAACCAGAUGAGAACGACGAGCUAGGGCCCCUGCCAGACAACUGGGAGAUGGCAUACACCGAGAAAGGAGAAGUCUACUUCAUAGACCACAAUACCAAGACAACAUCGUGGCUGGACCCGAGGCUAGCCAAGAAGGCAAAGCCGCCCGAGGAAUGCAAAGAGGAUGAGCUUCCGUACGGCUGGGAGAAAAUCGAUGACCCCAUUUACGGCAGCUACUAUGUUGACCAUAUAAAUAGAAGGACUCAGUUUGAGAACCCAGUCCUGGAGGCUAAAAGGAGACUCCAGCAGCAGCAGCAGAUGCAAAGCCAGGGUCUGUCCUCACUGCCCCUUCCCACCAUCUACAGAGUGGAGGAUGCCAGCCCCUGUGCCCCCCUCCCCAGAUCCCCCCUCGUUCAGGUCGGCUCGGGGCCCGUGCGCUGCCACAGCCUCAGCGACCUCUCCCGCUCGCCAACUCUGGGUCGCAGAGCUGCUGCUACUUCCUCGUCCGCCGACGUCUCCCCGCUCCGGCGUGUCCUGACCCGGCGGAUGAAUACGUGCCCCCACCAGCAGCAGCGGCAGCCACUUCACACCUCCGCCUGCACUGUGGUGCUAGAGCAGCCUGUCUGUAGCCCCUUCUCCCUGUGGCACUUUGUCAAGAAGCCACUGUUCACCCGGGACCCCACUCAGUUGAAAGGCAGUUUCCUGUCCACAUCACUCCAAAAGAGCAACAUGGGCUUUGGCUUCACUAUUAUUGGAGGCGAUGAGCCUGACGAAUUCCUCCAGGUCAAGAGUGUUAUCCCUGACGGGCCUGCCGCAGCUGAUGGAAAGAUGGCCACAGGUGAUGUCAUUGUCUACAUCAACGAUGUGUGCGUCCUGGGCACCACCCACGCCGAUGUGGUCAAACUCUUCCAGUCUGUGCCAAUUGGCCAAAGCGUCACCCUUGUCUUGUGCCGUGGAUACCCUUUGCCCUACGACCCAGAGGAAGUUGCCAACACCAAUCACAACACCACCAUUAUCUCCCCGCUGGGCAUCAUGGAGCAGCGGCCCAUCAUGGUGAACGGCAGGACGGGCUACGACAACUACCUGGACUAUCUCUCCCGCACGGCACGGUUCGUCACAGACCCCGGUCAGGACCAGGUCCAUGCCCAGCAGCAGCUGCUCACCCCUCACCCAGGUGACACCCACUUGGACGGCUCGCUUCCUCCCACCACUGGCACCACACCUCCUGACAGCGUCUCCAUGGCGUCAUCGGGGGCGACCCAGGGCGAACUACUGACGCUGACCAUGGUGAAGGGCCUGGAAGGUUUUGGCUUCACUAUCGCUGACAGCGCUACAGGCCAGCGAGUCAAACAAGUGCUAGAGCCUCUGGGCUGCCCGGGUCUGUUUGAGGGUGACCUGAUUGUGGAGAUUAAUAAGCAAAACGUGCAGGGAUUCGGACACACCCAGGUGGUGGAGCUUCUCAAGGAGUGUGCCGUGGGAGCCGAGACCAGCCUAGUGGUUCAGAGAGGUGGAACAGGUCACUAUUCACCCUGGAAGACCCCUAAGCAGGUGCUGGAGCAGUGGGAGUCCCAGCAGGGCCAGGGCAGCCCUGCUCAGACCAGCCUGUCAGCCCCUGUUAUUCCCCACAACACCCCCUUCCCAACACACCAUCUCCACAGGGCCUCUGUCCCAGACUCAGCCUCCGAGGCCUUGGCCCUGGCUAAACCAGACCCUUAUGACCUUUAUGAGAAGUCCAGGGCUAUCUAUGAGAGUAGGCAACCUGGCCAAACAAGGGCAGUUUUUCCUGUGGACUCCUCAGGAGCAGAGUAUCAAGACAUAGAGGUGCAUCUGCGCAGGCAGAAGUCCGGCUUCGGUUUCCGGGUGCUGGGCGGGGAUGAGGCAGGGCAGCCUGUGAGUCCGGAGACGUGUGAGAAGAUCUUGAUCGGGGCGAUCAUCGAGAAGAGUCCGGCAGACCUUGACGGGCGCUUGCGGCCCGGUGAUGAGCUGCUGUUUGUGGACGGGAUCCCGGUUGUGGGGAAGCCGCACAGAUACGUCAUUGACUUGAUGCACGGGGCGGCCCGAAACGGCCAAGUGAAUCUGGUCAUCAGGAGGAGGGUGCAGGCAGCAGGUGAGUCCUUCCCUGAGAACGGUCGUAGCCCGGGCUCUGUCUCCACGCAGCACAGCUCCCCACACAGUGACUUCACCUAUGGCAACAGCACCAGCACUACCCAGGCACCCAACGCCAACAUGGGCAACCCAGCCGCCGCUUCAGACAGGACGUCGACCCCCAACACACAACCCAGUGAUGUCAUCAUCAAUCGAAAGGAGAGCGAAGGCUUUGGCUUUGUCAUCAUCAGCUCGCUCAACAGGCCCGAGGCGGCCGCCACCAACACUGUGCCGCAUAAAAUUGGCCGCAUCAUCGAGGGCAGCCCGGCCGACCGCUGCGGGAAGCUGAAGGUGGGAGACAGGAUACUGGCAGUGAACAGCCAGUCCAUCGUCAACAUGCCGCACGCCGACAUCGUUAAGCUGAUCAAGGAUGCGGGCCUCAGCGUCACCCUGAAGAUCAUACCCCAGGAGGAGAGCAGCAAUCCCCCAUCAGCCCCUAGCUCUGAGAAACAGAGCCCCAUGGCCCAGCAGCACAGCCCGAAGACCCAGCCAAGCACCACUGCCUCACUGCCCAACACAGCAGUCACAGAGCCCGACCCUUUGGUUAACCAGCCCAAUCUCAUGCCUCACCAGAGCCCUGUAACCCAGCUCCCCACCCCUCCUCCUCAGACCUACACCCACGAGAGCAGUUACAGGUCAGAGGUGAAAGCAAGGCAAGAUGUUAAACCAGACAUCAGACAGCCGCCAUUCACAGAUUACCGGCAGCCGCCGGUGGACUACCGGCACCCUCCUGUGGCAGACUACAGGCAGCCACCCACGUUGGACUACAGACACCCGCCACUGCUCGACUACAGACAGCUAGCUACUGACACCAGGCAGUUCACCAUCCCGGACUACCGAAUGCCACCAGUUCAACUUUCACAGGACUUUGACUUUUUCACGGUGGAGUUGGAGAAAAGUGUGAAAGGCUUCGGUUUUAGCAUCCGUGGAGGGCGGGAGUACAAGAUGGACCUGUUUGUCCUCCGCCUGGCAGAGGACGGACCGGCCAUCCGCAACGGGAGGAUGAGGGUUGGGGACCAAAUAAUUGAGAUCAAUGGAGAGAGCACCCGGGACAUGACCCACGCCAGGGCCAUCGAGCUGAUCAAGUCUGGAGGCAGACGCGUCCGUCUCCUCCUAAAGAGGGGUACGGGGCAGGUCCCAGAGUACGAUAAUGCCACCCCAUGGGAUGCCUACCCUUCAGCCUCCCCAAGCCUGUCGGAAAUAGCCCCUCCCAUCGACAGCCUUUCCAUGUCACCGCCUUCAUCUCAUCUGGCCCCGGCCCCUGACCCACCUCAUCUGCCGCCUCUGGAUGUCCCUCUAGACCUGGUGGCACGAGACAGCUGGAGGGAGCGUUCGAAGAGCCCCCAGAAGGCAGAGCUGCUAAAUCCAGAUCUGAUCAGCCAGGGGAGAAGAGCGGCUACAACCGGCGGGAGCGGCAGAGUCAAGAAGGAGGGUGGCAGGUCCACCCACAAGGGGCACAGGGUUCAGCCCACUACUGAGGGGGAAGUGGGCAAGGAGUGGCAGAGCGGGGAGCUCAAACCUUCCAGGAGCACCAGAGGGAGGUCCAAGGAGAGAUUUACUGAGGACAACAGAGAAUGCACCGAAUCUCCCAGCAGCUCCAAGCUCCCGCACACUAACGGGAACAGCAGGGAAGAUGUGGAACGUUACAGUGGAGGGCAGCAGGUGGAGUCGGAGCAGAGCAGACCCAGGCCCAGGGAAGUGGACAGGGGCCUGGGAGAGAGCCGGCCCAGCCUUCCCAACAAGAGCACCAGCAGCGGCAGCGCAGCAGGGAGGAAGGCUACGGUCUCUCCUGGGCCUUGGAAGAUUCCUGGAUCAGACAAGCUGGCCAGCACACUGCACACAGGCCCGUCCACGCUGAGCAGAUAACACCGCGGCUCCAGCAGAAGACAGUGGUCAGACUCAGCUAAACUAAACCACUGCAUGUGGACAAAACCACCAUCCUCACACCUUCCUGUGCACCUUUAUCCCCCCCCCCUCCAUCCCGUUCAACCAUAGACCACAAGGUCCAAAGCCAAGGGGGGGCAUGGUGAUCUGGACCACGUGUUUUUAGAGUUUUAUUUAUGAUAUUGUACUCUAAAUUAUUUUGAGAAAUAUUUUACACCCACCACCUUAAGAACUGGAAAAUCAUCCACUUUAAAAAAGAAAAGAAAAAAAAGAAUGGAAGAUCAAGGAGAAUGUGUGUUUAGCAUGGAGGGGAAUCAUUUAGGCGGAAAAAAACUUUAAAGAACUCUAUUUUGAGUUCUCCUCAAGCAGAACUGGGGGACAAACAUGCAAAUAUAGAACACUGACCAUUGUGAUAGGAUUUUUGAUACACCGUAUAUAUAUAUACAUAUAUAUAUAUAUAUAUAUAUAUAUAUAUAUAUAUAUAUAUAUAUGUAUAUAUAUAUAUAAAUGUGUAUAUAUAUCCUCACAAUUAAGUCUGUUUUAUGAAAUGGAAUGUUAAAAAGAAAGUUUGCCUGUUUUUGAUGAGAGCGAAUGGAACAAAGAGUGACAGCAGAGAUGAAAUCUACUCAUCAAGAGAACUUUGCCUUAACAGAGACUGUAUGGGCCUGAAUCUAUCUUGAAUCUAUCAGAUGAUUAUAGACAUAUAUAUUAUAAUGAAGAUGAAUAUGUGGGAUCAUUUUGUAAAUAAGAUCAUCUUUAAGAGAACAAUACCUUAGUUGAGCAUGAUGGAAAUUCUAGUCCAUGCGUGACAUGGAGCAGAAUUUUCCCCACACCAACUUCUCCCUCUUCUACACUCCCGUUGAGCCCUGUGAUUACAGUUUGGGCUUUCGGCAGGCCUGCUGCGGUUGUUUUCACCAUCAAUUUGCGCUUGAAUCAUCCCGAGUUGAGCAGGGGUCAAUCCAUUUUUUUUCAUUUUGCUGUGCUUAACGAACAAAGCAAUCCGCGGCAGUGGCGUCCAUCCGGACGGUAAAAGGAGGAGCUCGCGUGAUAUUGACCGAGGGGCAGAGUGCCUUAGACUGACAGAGAGGUUGGCUUUUAAGUCCUGGUUCAACUCCAAACCGCUUUAGAGGGUUCAAAACAGGCUGCUAUACAACAUCAACUUCACAGAUAUAAAUAAUAAACUGUAUUUUUCCAGCUACGAGUGGGAUAAAGUGAAAUAUAUCAUUUAUUUCACAGGCAUAUGUAUGAAGUAAGUCCAGAGGUAUUGACGAUCUUUAUUUGUGCAAGUGGUUGAUUUUGGGUCAUGAUAGUUUUCAUUACGUCUGACACUAGUCAUUUCCAUGAAGAACUUCUCAUCUGAGAUGGUGUCAGCACAGAGCAGAGCUUUGCACCCAUAACAAAAAAUCUGAUAUUAAGUUGUCAAGAAGUCAAUCCCACUUGUCAAAAGCUUGCACGACUAACAAACUGUGACUUGAACGAAUGAAUGCCCUCAAUUUGAAAAUGAAGCAUUUCCAGAUUGGCUGAGAAGAGGUUGCACCUGUCACCGCAACUGUCAGCGGCUGAACUUGAUUUGUUUUAGGUGAAUCUGCCAACACUGUGUGAUAUUAACAAGUCCAUCUCCAUGCCAAACUCCCUGUAGAUUAGAUACAUUUUCAGGAUACCUGCCCCAGAAUUGCAACCAGUUUGAAGGCUUUGUGCUACAGCAUAAAUGUACAGGUGUACUUUUAUGCAACUUGACAAUUGACCUUUCCUAAAGCGUGCCCCCCUUAGUUGCUGUUGCUAUGCCUGUCAAGAUUUCUGGCACGAACCAUGUGCGGUUUACAAUGAUAACGGUGGCAAAAUUUACAACUCAGAAAUCUUUGUAAUUUUUUGAAAAAAAUGGGUCCUUGUUUUCAGAAAGAAACUGAUGAUUUUGGCAUCUGAAAGGACAACUGUCUGUGGCAGAAUGUAUCAGCUGUAGCUAGCAAGCUAAUUAAGCUAAUGUUUAGCUCCAUGUUGGCUGGGAACUGAAGAAUCUUUCAACAAAAAAAGGAUCCUCAAUAUCUACUUGAUGGCUACUUUUAUGAUAUUGUGCUGAAAGAGGGUAAAGCUCAUGGAUGUAUUAUAUUAACGGUAAUUCUACAUGUCCCAGCCAAGACGUUGGCGUCCUCACCAGUUGAUGAUCAUUUAGUCUGCAUCAACAGAAGUAUGUUUGCAGGAUAAAGGCUGACGCGUGAGCAGGAUGUCAGGAUGUCAGGAUGUCAGCACGCAAUAAGGCAAGCCUGCUUGGAUGUUGGUUCUGAACAGUAAACUUCAUUUAAUAUUUUAUGUGGCGUUUUCUUUUGCGGGGUUCAAAUGUUUCACCGAAACAAGUUCCUUCCCAAGACUUUUUUUCAGAGCCCCCAUCGCUGCGUGCGGAGUAUAGCACCACCCGAGACGUUUGUGAUUGGUUUAAAGCAAUGCAAACAACUCAGAGCGUUUCCACAGGAUGUACUGCAUCUGUGUUGUAGCAGCAAGACCUUACUCCACAACGCUGUGGAGAAAGGUCUGGCAACGCGUUCCAAUGAUCAUAUAGCGGACAUGCAAUGUUCUGUUAUUGCAGGGUGGGGAGCUAAUUAGUAUUUUAGUACUUAAAGAAUUUAAGAUCAUUCUCACAUAACACGGUUUGGCUGUUUUGUAUAAAACAGUAUGUUUUUACUUUUAAUGUUAUAAGAGGAAAGUCUUUUAGGAUGAGGACUUACUGAUGAAUUUGGCAAAUGCUCUCUUAGGUAAUGUACGCUGGAGUUGCUAGAACAUCAGUCCCAUAAAGAGCUGCUAACUAGCUAGUGAACAAGCAGGACGCGCUAACGGUUGCAGCUCCAAUUAAAGCAGACACUGUUCAGUCCUUUUCUUAAACUUUAGCUCCUGUGAUUAGGGUUGUGGAAAUGAAGAAUAUGCUGAUAAUUACUUAUGCACACUGCUUCAAAAUGUGGAGUAAUCCAAAGUUUAACGGGCCUGCAGUGCAUAGUUACAGUUGCUAAUUUGUCAUUGAACACUUGAUGUUCGGGGCAGGGUUUUACGCAAACUCUAAAUUUUAAGAUCAACAAAUCUUUUCAGCAUCUGUACCCUCUCUGCAGGUGUGACAACUCUGAGCGGCAGUUUUUCCUCUGCAGGAGCUAACAACAGAAAGAAUAAUCCCAGAACAAAAGUGUCAGGGAAGAGCACAAGGAGAAAAAUCAUUAUGUUUGUCAUUGUAAUUUCCAAUUACACAAGGAAUAAUCUGCUGAUUUAAAAGCAUUUUCAGGACCUUCAAUCGCUUGUAGAUCAUUAUAAUAAGAAAAGGGCCCAAAACUAAAUUUAACAUUUGGUAAACUAAAGUUUACAAAUGCUUCCUACAUACUGCAACAUCAAUCAUGCAUCAGUUGACUAGAGUAGUGCUUCUUUUUUCAGUUUGACACAAAAACAAAAACUGUGCGUAUUGUUGCUCAACAUUUGCACAACUCACUACUUUCCACAUCUGAGCUGUCUCCAUUGAGUCAAAUUGUAAGUAGUUUGCUAUGGAAAGCAAAAACAAACAAAAAAAACAUCUAAGGGUGUAAAAAAAAAUGUGUAAAAUGUGCGUGUUAAAAUAACAGCACGGGCUACACCAUAAACUCCCACCCAAGCGGCUCAGUAUCACUGUGUAGUGUUAUAGCAGUGUAUAGACCCUGAACAAAUAUCUCUAUAAAUAUGAAUCUGUGUACUAUUGAUGGUCACAAAGACUAAGUGGUGCAACUAUUUUUAUGAAAUGCAACACUAUGGAUAUAUAAACUUUUGCAAAAAUCUUGUUUACCUGUAUGAUAUUCUGAAACGCUGUCAAAAUAAAAGAAAUACUUGACACAACAU